Arabis nemorensis is the source of this 696-nucleotide messenger RNA. The record is from the annotation of a GenBank genome assembly. Lineage: Eukaryota; Viridiplantae; Streptophyta; Magnoliopsida; Brassicales; Brassicaceae.
AUGGACGAGAAGAGCAAAGUGACAUUACAUGGGACGUGGGCAAGCACAUACUCGAAGAGAGUUGAAAUCGCCCUUAAACUCAAAGGUAUACUCUACGAGUAUGUCGAAGAAGAUUUAAAGAACAAGACCGAAUCUCUGAUUCAACUCAACCCGGUUCACAAGAAGAUUCCUGUUCUUGUCCAUGAUGUUAAGCCAGUGGCUGAAUCACUAGUUAUCCUUGAAUAUAUCGAUGAAACGUGGCAGAAAUCCCCUCGUCUCCUCCCAGAGGAUCCGUACGAAAGGGCCCAGGUCCGGUUCUGGGUCAGCUACAUCAACCAGCAGGUGUUUGAGGUCAUGAGUCGAGUCAUUUUCCAAGAGGGUGAAGCUCAAGCAAAGUCUGUAGAAGAGGCUCGAGAGAGACUCAAAGUUCUUGAAGAUGGACUAAAGAAGCAUUUCCCAAAUAAAAUCAUCAGAGAGAAUGACGAUGUAGGACUUUUGGAGAUCAUCAUCAUUGCUACUUUUGGAGCCCACAAAGUUUAUCAUGAAGCGAUUGGAGUAGAAAUAGUCGAUCCAGCGAACACUCCGACUUUAUACAACUGGAUAGAGCGCCUGCAAGAGUUGCCUGUGAUGAAAGAUGUCGAACUUCCUCGUGAUAGGUUGGUGAACCUUCUCCAGAGUUAUAGACAAAAGCAUCUCCAGCAGGCUGCAAAUGCGUAA